This is a messenger RNA of Paramuricea clavata, 5579 nucleotides long. NCBI's taxonomy places the organism in Eukaryota, Metazoa, Cnidaria, Anthozoa, Malacalcyonacea, Plexauridae. The record is from the annotation of a GenBank genome assembly.
AUGGAGGCUCGUCUUCCAUCCGAUAAAUUGAACCGUCUAUUUGUUGAUUUAAAUUCGUGGCACACAAAAAAGUCAGCUACACUCCAAGAGCUCCAAUCACUAAUUGGCACAUUAAAUUUUGCAUGCAAAGUAAUUGCCCCGGGUCGAGCUUUUCUGCAACGUAUCAUAAAUCUAACACGGGGUGUCUCCAAACCACAUCAUCACAUUCGCUUGACGAAUGGUUUCCGCGAAGACGUAAAAAUGUGGCAACUUUUUCUUAAAGACUGGAAUGGGACAAGUUUAUUUCUCAACUCUUUCUGGGAAAAUUCUACAAACCUUUCUCUCUAUACGGAUGCCUCGGGGACCCUUGGUUUUGGGGGAAUUUUUCGCAACCAGUGGUUUCAGGGUAAAUGGUUGCCUCACCAAACACUUACCACAAAAAAUAUCAGCAUUGAUUGACAAGAGCUCUAUGCUAUUGUGGUAGCCUCCUACAUAUGGGCACCUUUAUGGGCUCAAAAACGAAUUGUGUUUUACUGCGAUAACCAGGCAGUGGUUUCCAUAAUCAAUUCCAAACGUUCAAAAAGCCCUCGUAUUAUGGACUUAGUGCGUCCUUUAACCUUACAAACACUGAAAUAUAACUUUUAUUUCAAAGCCUUACAUGUGCCUGGUCAUUAUAAUGACAUUGCUGAUUCUAUCUACCGUUUUCAGCAAACCAGAUUUCGGCGGCUAGCACCGCAUGCAGACCAUCAACCUCAACCUCUACCAGAGGAACUUUCUCGUCUCUAGACGCUGACUUACGUCGUUAUCAACUUGCUUCGUUAGCUAAAGGUACGAUUAAAACUUAUAGCAGUGGCGAAAAACAGUUCACGAAUUUCUACUAUCAAUUCAUUUACAUAAGUAUGUGCCUCUUCUGCCAACAACGGAAAACAUUCUGAUUUACUUUGCUGUUUUUCUCGCUAAGACGGUAAAUCCAGACACCAUCAAAGUCUAUCUCGCAGCAGUACGCCAUAUGCAUUUGGUUAACGGCUACGACCUUCAAAUCACCAAAUUUCAACGCCUACACUAUAUUUUGCGAGGUAUAAAGCGAGUAAAAGGAGUGUCUACAAGAACACGCCUACCAAUUACAUUAGACCAUUUGAAAUUGUUUCACCGCAUAUUACACUCACGGACAUCGCCAAAACAUGAUGAAACCAUGAUUUGGGCAGCGAUUUCCAUAGCAUUUUUCGGGUUUUUGCGGAUUGGUGAAAUGACUUGCUCCGGUCCUUAUAAUUCUUCAACAAAUCUUUGCCGAUCAGAUGUAAGUUUUCAUAACAAAAAACGUGGGGAUAACGAGGUUUUUCUGCAACUACGAAUUAAAGCGUCAAAAACUGAUCCGUUUCGAGCCUCAGCCACAAUAACCAUUGGCAGCAAUUCUGGUAUAUAUUGUCCAGUAAGGGCCCUUCAAACCUACCUUUCACGUGCGCCAACGGACUAUGCGGGACCAUUGUUUUGCUACUCAAACGGUGUUCCUUUAUCACGUAGUCGAUUUACUAAGGAACUACGAACACUUUUGGCCCAAGGUGGUCAUCACCCUGCUCACUAUGCAGGCCACAGCUUUAGAAUCGGAGCGGCUACCACAGCUGCGUCCCAAGGUUUGCCUCAUUGGCUUAUUCAAACGCUAGGAAGAUGGUCUUCCGAUUGUUACCUCAGGUAUAUUCGCACGCCAAUCAAUGUCCUUACAGACUUUUCAAAACGAUUGAUUGCAGAGUGAAAUAAACACUCGAUCGUUGUUUGUCGGUCUAUGGGGAUCACACACACUAUCGUUGUGUGAUUGUGGAGGCAAUUGCUCUAGUAUGAGGUCGCAAUUUUGCCAUAGACCUCACGUUUUCUUUACGGAAUUUGGCAACCUGGCAUACAGCCAAUUCCCAUUUACAAAAAUCACUCUAUUUCUGCAUAUGAGUAUAUGUGCUGAGCCAGAUCAGUGUUCUAAGAAAUAUUUCCCUGAUCAUUUUUUCCCAGGGCCCAGCUCAGAGUAUAUGUCUUGCAGGACAGGCUAGGAUCCAGCUCUAAAUGGAGUAUAUGUUCUAGCCGACUCAGGACCCAGCUCAAAAUCCGUAAAAGUAUAUGUCUUGGGCAGAUUAGGACCCAGCUGCAAAUCAGUAUAUGUCCUAAUCGACUUUCCCCAAGAUCCAGCUUUUCAAUACGAGUAUAUGCCCUGGGAACCGCUCAGCACCCAGCUCUUCGCAGAUAAAAAAUACAAUAUAUAGAGCAGUUGUCCCACACUUCCAUAACCCCACAAACCUUGUGUUCUUAUGCGUGUCGUUAUAUUAAAUAUCUCAAUAUAUAUAUAUUUAUUAAACGGUGAGGACAUUAACCGUAAUCUAUUGCAGUAAUUUGAUAGCCGUAUAAUUUCUCGAAUUAAUGAAUACGUGAAAACACAAGCUCUUCUGCACAUGGGAAUUUAGGAUAACUUCUAUUAGUGAAUGAACAAAUACACAACUCAAAGAAAAAUGUUUAAAUUAAGCAUUAUUUAAGGCUGUAUAAGAUAUAAAAUGGGCCAGCUUACUACAGAGCAACGAAUAUUUAAAAGGUUAACUUAUAGCUGAUGUUUUAAAAGCUCAUAAACCUAGACCUUGGUACCGGAUUUAUUUCUUUAUACAGGCAAGUUAACAAAACUUUUCGUUAAUUUUUGUGCUUUUAGCUGGUGUGGGAAACUUCAACAUUACUUGGUGUUGGAUAUGCUCGAACAAGUGAACGAUUUAAAGUUUAUGUUGUGGCAAGAUACAAGCAACAUGGCAAUGUGAUUGGACACUAUGAUCGAUAUGUAAAACGGCCAGCUUACAUACUGGAUACGUUUCAGGAUAACUGCUAUGGUAAGUAUCGCCAAAAUAAUUUAUUCAUAUAAAUAUUAAGAAAUAAGAAGGUCUAUUACACUGUAAUACAGGUUGUAAUAACCCAUACAUUCGUUGUAUCAGAUUCAAGAUGAAUUUGAGAGAACCAAUUUAUGGGCUGGUUUCAACUUUCCUUUUACAACUUUUUGAAUUAUCAAAAGCCCUUGGAUUUCCUACUCUGUUACGACGUUAAUGCUGUGUCGACGUUUCUUGAAGACAAUAUUGUCAAUAUUUGGACAGAAUUUUUUUCAAAAAAUAAUCUUACCUGACAAUCUUUUACAUACAGUUGAAACCGUUCAAGUUUGAAUCCAGCUAUUUCUGAAAUGUCUGAAUCCAGCUAUUUCUUCUUUUUCUCAGAAAUUUGAGUUAAGGCACAUUCUUACAGACCAAUAUUAGUUUAGAAUUUUUUUCAGGUCCUAUUUCAUGCAGGCUAUAUAGCUUUUAUUUGGCUGCCUUUUUAAAAAUCCUACUAAAAACUCGUCCCAAUUUCUAACCCCUAGGUAUAGAUGGUGGCCUCUCAGAUUGGAUGGGUCCAGGACCAUGCAUGCGCAGUUGUGGUGGUGGAGUUACAUUCUUAACAAAAUCUUGUACGAACCCAAAACCCUCGAUGAAUGGAAAAGAUUGUGAAGGAGAGACCAAGGAACUUGUACAAGAAUGGUGCAACACUCAUGUGAGUUUAAUAUAAUCCUGCAAACGUCGUGAAAGCGAUGCUUGACCCUAAGUCUAAUCUGUAAUGUGCGAUACUCGAUCGUCUUGGUCCAUUAAAGAAUUAGGACGCAUAUUUGCAAAUAAGUUUGAAGCACUUGUCAUCAUACGACUGGCUGUUGCUUAGUUUAUCUCGACAAGUGGAUGCCUUAAUGAACGAUUUAAUGCUAAUGCUGCAAUUUAUGCUACAUUAAGGUUAUUUAUUAAAGAAUCAGGACGUUCUAAUUAAGAUCUUGAAGAUUAUACAAAAUGAGUAAUUCAGCGAUUUGGUCUAAUUUGUCGUGUUGUGUGUGUUUUAUUGUAAUUCUCAAGUUUACGUGAGCCCCCAAAUUCAAUGAUCUCUAAGCUCUUGGGGCAAAAGUAAAGAUUUAAAUCUGGUUUAAAUACCCCCUCCCCAAAAUAAAAAAAAAAGUUUCAAACUGCAGAUGAGUUGCUAACUAUACUUGUACUUAAUCAACACUUCGUUCUUAGGGAUUGAUCAUAUGAGCCGGGAUGAACCGUUUCGCGUUUUUCCUUGACCAUGAAAGAUAGUUGAAAUGAACUUUACACUGUUCCUGGAAUCAAAUCACGCUAAUUCAACUGACAUUUCGAAUGUUUAUCAGAACCAUUAUAAGAGCUUCGUUUCACGAACGCCAGCCCGGCUCCAUAUGGACAGUCCCUUGGUAUAGGAAUGGGGAGGAUAUCAUGCAUAUGAUUUUGAAUUUAUGAUGAUACAAAAUUCGCAACCACAAAUGCUAAGUAAUAUAGGUCGGGCGUGAACUGUCUGUGCCAGUGUAGGUAACACGCUUCGUUGGUAGAGAUGCAACUACCUGAAAAAUAUAAGGAGAAUUUCGACGUUUCAAGCGAAAACUCUUCGUCCAGAGUCACUAAUACGGCUGCCUGUCGACAGUUUAACACAAUGGGCUUUGAAGAUUGGGGCUGGAUAGAAAAACGUUCAUAAGUAAACAAGAAAAAAAUUAAAUAUUCCUUUUAAACCGUGUAUUUCUAUAUAGGUAUGUUCAGGAGACUUGAGCCACCGUGAUUUACAAUGUGCAGCUCGUGGAGAAAGGGCUGAUGCUCACAAUUUCCAAGGAACAAGUAGGUUUUAUUUUCUACUUAAGAUAAUGGCUAAUCUUGAAAUUGUUCGAGCAAUCGAUGUCCGUUCUGCCUAAUUUAUUUGUGAGUGCAAAAUCUGACGCGGCAAACUCAACGGUUCAAUUUUGUCCCAGGAAUGACCAAUUUGAUUACUGUGAUAAAUUCUUGAAGCUCGUGCAAAACUUAGUUCGACUUCAACGCUCACAACAAGCUUUUGCGUUGUCUUUGGUUGUGUUGAGAAUGACAGUGCUAAUGAUAACCUUGGGACAACGCAUAUUGAUUCUUGUUGUUCUGCAUAAUCAAUUUCUAUAUUUCAAACCCGCGUGGUUAAGUCGCCGCGUCGCGCACUCUCGCUCUCUGUUGUUCCAAAUGUUGCAUUGUCAGAAUCUAUGAGUCGUACAUUGUUGAAGGGUUUGGGAAGCUGGAAAUUUUGAGUGCAAAUUCUUCUAUAUUCUCACCUAACUAAGGAAUAGCUGCGAAAAAUACAACUAUAGCCCCUUUGCCAGGAAUUGAACCUGAAAAAAUGAUCUUGAAAAGUAAAAUCCUGAAACGCACAUGUUACGUUCGUUUGUGUUUUGAAAGCCCUAUUAUUAAUUUUAUUAUUAUUAUUAUAUAUGCCCGAUAAUAUAAACAUGCACGUCAAGCAACCGAUUUAAAAUUUCUUGUUCGUUUUCAGGAGAUUGUCAGCUGCACUGUCGUAUUAGUGAUACUCACUUUCUGCUCGUUGGUCAUGUUGAUGAUGGUACCCAUUGUGAUUACGAUAGCGGUGCAUGUGUCAGCGGCACAUGCUACGACAUGCCGGACUACGUUGUUGGAACACAACCACCCAUGACGUCACCCGUAACAACAUCGGUAGUUAUCGGAAAUAGGACGACACAGCCCGGAGUUGCUACGACAAAAGCAGCUACGACAAAACCAGCGACGACAAAACCAACUUCUACGCAAAACUAA